GCUGCUUAACGCUUCCUCAUUGACAUCGCCUACAGGACGAAACCAACGAACUCGCACUUUUAUUUGCACCCAAUCAGUAUUUAUACCGCUUUCACGCACAAUUAACAUCCCCAAAACUCGGAAGGUUCGUUUAAAAGUUCCGAAAUGUCAAAGCCUCCUCCCAAACCAGCAAAACCAGGUCAGGUCAAGGUGUUCAGGGCAUUAUUCACCUUCGACCCAAGGACGCCAGAUGAACUGUAUUUUGAGGAAGGAGACAUUCUAUACAUCUCAGAUACAAGUGACAGUAACUGGUGGAAGGGGACAUGCCGGGGAAGGACUGGUCUUAUUCCCAGUAAUUACGUGGCUGAACAGGCAGAAUCCAUAGACAACCCCAUGCAUGAGGCAGCCAAGCGAGGUAAUCUGAGCUGGCUCCGAGAGUGUUUGGAUAACAAGGUGGGCAUUAAUGGACUGGACAAAGCAGGGAACACUGCUCUCUACUGGGCGUGCCACGGAGGGCACAAAGAUGUGGUUGAGAUUUUGCUGAGUCAGCCAAAUUGUGAGCUUAAUCAACAGAAUAAAUUGGGAGACACGGCUCUACAUGCAGCUGCCUGGAAGGGUUAUUCAGAUAUAGUUGAGAUGUUGCUCAAUAAAAACGCCAGAAUUGACAUUGUAAAUAACGAAAAGAAGACCGCUCUGGCUAUGGCCACCAAUGCUCAGAGCGCCUCACUGCUGAAGAGAAAAGUAGGAGGAGUCAUUCUGCGCACCCACAGUAACGCUGAGGAGUAUCUGGAUGAUGAAGACUCCGACUGAAAGAAGAGCAGCACUAAUGAAGUCAUCAAUUCCUACAUUCAACACAAACCAUCACAACUUGUAUAUAGAUCUGAUAUACUGUAUGUGCGUGACACAUUGCUUACGUGGGGCGGGGAGGGGGGAGGAUAUAAGCUGAAUGCUGUUGUCCGAUUGUCUAAAGCCUUAAACAUUCUUCUUCAUUCCAGUUCAUUGCAAAUGUAGUGCAGACCAUCUGAUCUUUAAGGAUGAACACAGGGAAUGAAUGUUCUUCUAUUUGCUGCUCCUGUCUGAACUGUAUUUAUUCUGUAUAACUGUCUUUUUGAUUUAAAGUGCCUUUAACAGGGAGAAUGUCCAGAACCAUGGGACAACACUGGGCUUUUUAAUUACAAGAGUUUUUAUAAGUUUGUGUGUGGGUAAGUGUGAAUGUGCACCUGUGCAUUUUGAUUGAAACCUUUUUGAUUGUGUUUGUGUGCUUGGCAUGGUUGAUAAACCUUUUGCUUGAUAGCUUCUAAGUUGCAUGUAAAUCUAACAUGUUAAAAACUUUUAAAUUAUGCAAAUAAACCAGUGGCCUUUCGUCAAAUCUAAGAUUGAUUUGCAGUGCUCAGGCUCUGAGAUUUCUUAUUUGAAA
Xyrauchen texanus (razorback sucker) is the source of this 1396-nucleotide messenger RNA. RefSeq names its product osteoclast-stimulating factor 1-like. The record is from RefSeq and is a predicted model, not a curated record. The coding region runs from base 145 to 789 and encodes 214 amino acids. The transcript has 10 exons. Gene Ontology annotation, biological process: signal transduction. Lineage: Eukaryota; Metazoa; Chordata; Actinopteri; Cypriniformes; Catostomidae. Gene Ontology annotation, molecular function: protein binding.